GGGUCUUGGGAUUCUGGUUCGAACGACAGAAGGCAUAGUGAGUUUGGCUGUUUCCAAGAUACUCGGGUCUGUCCUUGGGUGGAAAGAUCAUGCCCCCGAAACCUGCUGCAGAUGCCCCACCUGCCGCAGACGCCCCACCUGCCACAGACGCCCCACCUGCCGCAGGCGCCCCACCUGCCGCAGGCGCCCCACCUGCCGCAGACGCCCCACAAGCCCCAGGCGCGCCACCUGCCCCAGGCGCCCCACCUGCUCCAGGCGCGCCACCCGCGCAGCCAGAGGAGCAAGAGCCUAAACAGACAGAAGAAGAACUGGCGUUUUAUGCCCCGAGUUACGUGUGUAUGACCGUCCUGGCUGUAAUUCUUUUCCCUCCCCUCGGAUUACCAGCUAUCUUCUUCUCUUACAAGACCGCGCAGGCCAACAAGAACAGCGAGUGGGAAGAGGCUUACGUCAACUCAGGCAGAACUGGUUGGCUGGAUGUAUUCGCCAUACUCAUUGGUUUAGGCAUCAUUUAUUACUACGCCCUAAUGGUAUGAAGGCCAGGCCCAGUAGUCUACAGGUCCACCCCUCAACAGGACCCACUCACCAAGACACUAACCAGCCAAAUCAGCCACCAUGCAAGAAUCCAAGAGCUGAGACAUCUGCUAUCCAGGAAACCCACCAGCCAAGGAACUCAACAUCCAACAACCGAAUAGCCCAGGAACACCAUACUACUCCAUCCUUUCAGCCUCCAUGAAGAGCUGUCUUCAUCCACCUUGGAGGUCCUCACUUUCACACCAUAGAUGCCCUUAACUCCUUGAUACUGGGCUGCUUUUUCAGAAAAAUAUUUAUUUAAACCAAUAAAAUUGAAGGGAAUGUCCUGGCUUUUCA
Equus caballus (horse) is the source of this 867-nucleotide messenger RNA. The record is from RefSeq and is a predicted model, not a curated record. Lineage: Eukaryota; Metazoa; Chordata; Mammalia; Perissodactyla; Equidae.